AGUUUUUUUUAUUUCUUCUUUAACUUUUUGUAAACCCCUAAUUCUUGUCCAUCGGUUUUCACUUCCACAAGUUCGCACAAUACACAAAACCCCAUUCUUUUUCUUCAACCUCUUCACUCUUCACUCUUCCCGCCGCCGCACCGUCUCCACCACACCACCACCUCACUCCUUUUACAGUUCACUCAUCCAACUCCCACCGUUACUGCUCAAACCCAUCAAUGGCGAAAUCAUCAAAACGCAGCAUCGCCAAUGGAACCAACAAAAGCAACAACAAAAACACCGGCAAGAAGAAUAAGAAAAACAAGAUGGGUCCAGAAGGUGUAGCGAUGAAAUCAAAGGCUCCUAAGGUGAACGAUAACCCUUUUGAGACGAUUUGGUCGAAGAGGAAGUUUGAUAUUAUGGGACAGAAGCGUAAAGGAGACACCAAACGAUUAGGGUUAGCUCGUUCGAUUGCUAUUGAGAAGAGGAAGAAGAGAUUGUUUAAGGAGUAUGAACAGAGUAAUAAAAACUCUGAAUUUAUUGAUAGGAGAAUUGGUGAGAAUGAUGAAGGACUUGAUGAUUUUGGAAAAGCUAUUCUUAGAUCGCAGCGCGAACGCCAGUUGAACGUGAAAUUGAGUAAAAAAAGCAAGUAUCAUUUGUCAGAUGGAGAAGAGGAUGAUGAAUUUGAAGGAAUUGAUGCUCUUGGAAGGGAUGAUUUUGAGGAUGACAUACCUGGUGAAGAUGGUGGCGAUGAAUUUGAUAAGGAAUCAGAUUUAGCUCAGCGUCUUGAUGCUUAUAGUAUGCAGAGUCCGGGGGGGAGAGGUGUGGCCGACGGUGAAGAAAAAAUACGUAAAUCCAAGAAGGAAGUGAUGGCCGAGGUUAUGGCAAAAAGCAAGCUUUUCAAGGCUCAAAAAGCAAAAGAAAAGGGAGAAGAUGAAGAACUCCUCCAAGACUUAGAUAGUAAAUUCACAUCUCUGGUUCAUUCCAAGGCCUUGUUGUCUCUGACUGAACCAAACAAGAUGAAAGCUUUGAAAGCUCUGGUGAACAAUAGUAGUAUUUCAAUUGAAAAAAGUGAUAAAGAUAGCUUGUCUGCUACACAGGCAACGAAAAUGUUUGUGCAGGAAAAGCCUGAUGAGUAUGACCAAACUGUAAGACAAUUGGGAUUUGAAAUGCGUGCUCGUCCUUCAGAUAGGCUGAAGACUCCAGAAGAGAUUGCUCUGGAGGAAAGAGAACGAUUAGUGGCGUUGGAGGAACAACGGCAGAAGAGGAUGGCCGCUGUUGAAGAUUCAAGUGAAGAAGACGACGAAGAUUCAGAAAAGCCAUCAAUACAGAAACCAAGAUCUCUCUCUGGUGAUGACCUUGGCGAUUCCUUCUCUGUCGACGAAGAAACUAUACCUAAAAAGGGUUGGGUUGAUGAGAUUCUUGAGAGAAAAGAUGAGGAGGAGGGUUCUUCCAGUGAAGAUGAUGAUGGUGAAGAAGAUGACGAUGGUGAAGAUUCUGAUGAUUUGGAAAGCUCUGAAGAUCCCGAUGCAGGAUCAGAGGAUGAUCUUGAUGAACACAAUAAGAAUAUUACUUUGAGAGACUGGGAACAGAGUGAUGAUGAUGAUAUUAGUGCAGGUUCAGAUGAAGAUGAUGAUGAGGACGGAGAAAGAGCUGCUGAAGAAGUUGAUAAAGUAAAAGGGUUGAAUGUUGGGGUUCAUAAAAAAACAAAGAGAAAUGAUUCUGCUGAAAGCGUAAAGGGAGAUAAUGGUUCUUUAGAUGCUAAGAAGAUAGUCGUUGGAGGGAAAAUGUCGAAAGGGUUAGAGAUUCCUUAUAUAAUUGAAGCUCCGAAGACCUUUGAAGAACUAUCUUCACUGGUGGAUAAACGUUCAAAUUCUGACAUUAUCUUAAUCAUCAAUCGGAUUCGGAAAAACGAUUCAAUCAAAGUUGCUGCAGAAAAUCGAAAGAAAGUGCAAGUAUUUUAUGGAGUAUUAUUGCAGUAUUUUGCUGUUUUGGCAAAUAAAAAACCAUUGAAUGCUGAGUUAGUUAAUAUGCUGGUGAAGCCGUUGAUAGAGAUGAGUUCAGAAGUCCCAUACUUUGCUGCAAUAUGUGCCCGUCGCAGAAUAGAAACCACUAGAAAGCAAUUUGUUGAGAGUAUAAAAAACGCAGAAAGUAGCAGUUGGCCUUCUUCAAAGACGCUGUGUCUCUUUCGAUUGUGGUCCAUGAUAUUUCCAUGUUCUGAUUAUAGACAUCCAGUUACGACUCCUGUGGUACUAUUGAUGUGUGAAUAUCUGAUGCGUUGCCCAAUAACAUCUGGCCGGGAUAUUGCCAUUGGAUCUUUCUUAUGCUCUAUGCUUCUCUCUGUGUUGAAACAGUCCCAGAAGUUUUGUCCUGAAGCAAUAGUAUUUAUUCGAACUUUACUGCUGGCAAUCACUGACAGUAAACAUAACUCAAGCAAAGAUUCCCAGCUAUAUCAUCAUAUGGAACUGAAAGAUCUUAAGCCUCUACUGUGCAUAAAUGAGGCAGUUGACAAGAUUAGCCCUCUGAAUUUCUUUAAGUUAAUAGACAUGCCGGAAGACGAUCCUUUCUUCAUUACCGAUGGUUUCAGGGCUAGUGUAUUAGUUACUGCUGUAGAAACUCUACAAGGAUAUAUCAAUACCUAUGAUAACUUAAGUUCAUUCCCGGAAAUAUUUUUACCGAUAUUAGGAUUACUACGUGAGAUAUCUGAACAGAAAAAUAUGCAAAAUGCAUUACGAGAUAAAUUUAAAGAUGUGGCUGAGCUCCUUAAGUUGAAAGUGGACGAACAUCUUGCUUUGAGGCGACCACUUCAAAUGCGGAAACAAAAGCCAGUUCCAAUCAAAUUACUGAAUCCUAAGUUUGAGGAAAACUAUGUUAAGGGUAGAGAUUAUGAUCCAGACCUUGAGCGAGCUGAACGGAGAAAAAUGAAGAGACUGGUGAAGCGUGAAGCUAAACGCACUGCUCGUGAUUUACGUAAAGACAACUGCUUCUUGCUUGAGGCGAAGGAUAAAGAAAGGGCUUUAAUGCAGAAAGCAAGAGCUGAGAAGUACGGAAAGACUAAAGCUUUCCUUCAAGAGCAAGAACAUGCUUUUAAAUCUGGACAACUAGGAAAAGGGAGGAAGAGAAGCAGAUAAUUUUUUAUAUAAAUUAAUAUUAAAACUUGUGGGGUUUUGCCUGCAAAUAUACUAAUCAAUCUUGUGCCAUUGUUUAUUUAUUUUUUUGAAAACUAACGCUGGUUAGAGUCUAUAGCAUAGGCUUUUAUAUCCCUAAAACAUUAAAAUGUUCAUGACUGUGUAAGACACUCUCAAUUUAGUACCUAAGAAUAUGAAUAUUUUAAUUUAAUUAUA
This is a messenger RNA of Trifolium pratense (red clover), 3323 nucleotides long. Its product is annotated as nucleolar protein 14. Lineage: Eukaryota; Viridiplantae; Streptophyta; Magnoliopsida; Fabales; Fabaceae. Gene Ontology annotation, cellular component: small-subunit processome; Noc4p-Nop14p complex; nucleolus. The transcript is spliced from 13 exons. Bases 219 to 3110 code for a protein of 963 amino acids. Gene Ontology annotation, biological process: maturation of SSU-rRNA. The record is from RefSeq and is a predicted model, not a curated record.